AUGGAGGCUAGUGGCGGUGUUAGUGGUGGCGUUACGGUGGUGGGAUCGGAUGCUCCGCCGGAGUACCAUGUAGCACCGAGAACCGACAACCAAACUCCAACCGGUGGAUCGGCAGUUCAGUUUACUACAGCGGUCCAAGGAAAUUCUCAGCCGCAGAAUCCGCCGCAUACGGCGGUGGUAACGGUGUCUCCGGCAGAUACAACGGUUCCUGAGAAGAAGAAGAGAGGCCGGCCGAGAAAGUAUGCAACGGACGGUUCGGUGAGGAUGGCGCUGUCUCCGAAGCCGAUAUCUUCCUCAUCUCCGUUGCCGCCGGUGAUCGAUUUCACGGCGGAGAAGCGUGCGAAAGUGCGGCCAGUUAGCUCAGUGAGCAAAGCGAAAUUCGAGUUGGAAAAUAUAGGUGAAUGGGUUCCUUGCUCAACUAGUUCAAAUUUCACACCUCACAUCAUCACUGUUAAUACUGGAGAGGAUGUUACUAUGAAAGUAAUAUCAUUUUCUCAGCAAGGGCCUCGAGCUCUAUGCGUUCUUUCAGCAAAUGGUGUCAUAAAAAGUGUCACACUUCGUCAGCCCGAUGCUUCUGGGGGCACAUUGACAUAUGAGGGACUGUUUGAAAUUCUGUCUUUAUCUGGUUCAUUCAUGCCAAAUGAUAGCGGAGGAACACGAAGCAGAUCAGGUGGCAUGAGUGUUUCUUUAUCAAGUCCUGAUGGCCAUGUUGUUGGUGGAGGAGUAGCUGGUCUAUUGGUGGCUGCAAGUCCAGUGCAGGUAGUGGUUGGUAGUUUUAUGGCAGGAAACCAACAUGAGCAGAAAGCAAGAAAUCAGAAAACCGAUGUGAUAUCAACUGUGACAACUGCUGCUGUUGUUCCCAUCCCUACUCUUGAUCCAAUACCUAUUCUAUCAUCAGUAACUUCCUUCCGCGGAGAUAAUUGGUCUGCUGUGCAGGCGCCGGAAGCGAAGGACAAGCCUGUUUCUGACAUUAACGUGUCACUUCCUGGCGGUUAA
Molecule: messenger RNA, 996 nt
Organism: Lathyrus sativus (Indian pea)
Lineage: Eukaryota; Viridiplantae; Streptophyta; Magnoliopsida; Fabales; Fabaceae
Source: the annotation of a GenBank genome assembly